Messenger RNA from Mauremys mutica (yellowpond turtle), 2061 nucleotides. Its product is annotated as prolactin-releasing peptide-like. Gene Ontology annotation, biological process: feeding behavior; response to peptide hormone; G protein-coupled receptor signaling pathway. Bases 1049 to 1546 code for a protein of 165 amino acids. Gene Ontology annotation, molecular function: neuropeptide hormone activity; prolactin-releasing peptide receptor binding. Lineage: Eukaryota; Metazoa; Chordata; Testudines; Geoemydidae. The record is from RefSeq and is a predicted model, not a curated record. The transcript is spliced from 3 exons.
AGCCGAGCCAUGAAAGACAUUAACAGUGAGAACAAGACAUUUAACCGACUGCAGGGAAGCAGGGUGACGUGGUCAUAGCUAGAAGGUCAGAAGACAAUCCCAGCCGUGAGACAGGAGGGAGGGGUUUGACCUGGCUGUCGCGGAGGCCUGGAAAGGAGGUUGCAGGAUCGAGGCCAGAGAUGACGAGGGCUCAGAGAGUUUUUAUGGUCCUUGGUGCCUUCAAAAUAUGUAGCUUUUGGUGCAGGGCUCAAUCAUCUCCAGGGCAGAGUACUCUCAAAACUCUGGGCCCAGGGCAUUCACUCGCACCAACAUCCCUGAUGGAGGGAGCAAAGGUCACGGAUCUCCCCGGUGGCUGCACUGCCAGCACUUCCAAAGCCAGCAGCUACUCCGCGGCUUUACGGAUGGAUGGGCAGCAGAAACGUAUUAGCCCUGGCUGUGUUACAUCUCUGCCAUGAGCAAUGCAAAUGGAUGGGACAAUGCUGGCCUGCCCACUGCCCCCUUUGUCCCCCCCACCCACUGCCUGCCUCUACCCCAGCCAGCUCCUUGGACCCAUGUCACAGAUGCAGUUACCAGCUCAAGGCAUCGGUGCCUGUGUCACUCUGGUGGUCCGGCUUGCAGCCCUUUCACUGCCCUUUUCUGCCCUAGAGUGUUGCUGCUGCGCAAGCGCCCCCUUGUGGCCAGGGAUGCCUCUGCAGUGUCUUGCCUCUAAUAGCCCCUUAUGGGCCCCUUAAGCACCCCAGAGAGUCUUGUACCCAAAGCCGCCGGGUCUCAGCCCUGUGGCUCCUUUGCUUGCCCUCCUGCUCCUUCCUCCCUCUCAACCAGCCACACACCUGCUGCAUCCUGCUGCCUCUUAUAUUAAAUCACCUGCAUCCGCUCAGGUGAGGCUCCUCUUGUACUCCGGCCUGGCUUACCCCAGACAAGAUGCUCUGUUACAUGCCCACAGAGGAGACGCUCAGGUGUGCACCUGUGUGUGGUUUCACAGGUAAGUUUAGGUCUCAGGUUUAGUUGCAGCUCCAAAAAGGCAGUUACUCACUCACUGCUGAGAGUGAUGCCAACUCUCGAGAUGUUUUAUCCAGGUUUCGGAAUCCAGAGAUCGCACGAGAGUCUUGGCUUUCAUCAAAAAUGGUUUUUCGCUCUACUGGCUGAGGAGAAAAGCUUGAAAAUAUCACCCAAGUGCACUGUAGCAGCUCAGAAACCAGACUGGCAAAUAAAAAGAAACGUGCUGGACUCACACCUUGCUAAAUUCCGGCACCAGCCACAAGCCUUGGGGGAGCUGAAGGGAAUGAAACUGCUGGCUGCCUGCUUCAUGUACCUGCUGCUCACCUGUCUGGCCCUGCCCAAAGCCGAAUGCCGACUCCACGAGCGAUCCAUGGAAAUCAGGAACCCUGAUAUCGACCCUUCCUGGUACACAGGGCGUGGGAUCAGACCCGUGGGACGCUUUGGCCGGAGGAGAGCUGUCGUGGAGAGCUCCCGGAAGUCGGGCUAUGGACACAGGCAAGCUUGCUUCCCUCUAGAAGAAAGCAGUGACUCCCUUCAAGAUGAAUGAAAUGGCCAAGACAAAGAAUGAAUUUGAAUGAUGAUAAGAAAAGACCCUUCUCCUCUCUCCCUUCCACAUCCCAGCCUCUCUUCUAGGCACAUGAAAAUGUUUGGUCUCAUUUCAAUGUACAGAAUCUUUGUGGCUAUAAAUGAUAGAAACCAAAGAGCCGUUGAUAACUCCAGUAUUUUUGCAGACAAUUUCCCUCUCGUCUGUUUUUUCUUUUUCUCUCCCCUGUUCCCCAUUUGUCCCCAUCUCUGGUUUUUGCUCUUAAAUCUAACAUGAUUUGUGCCAGAAAAUUGCUGGGGGAAAGAAAUACAAAUUCCCAUGUUAAUUAUCUUCCUAGAACAUGGGCUCUUUUAUACAAACCAAAAAAAUAAUUUAAAAAAUUGAGAAACCGAGCCCGGCACGUGUCUGCUGUGACUUGAAACGAAUCAGACUUAUCUCCACUCUCCUGGGCCGUAGGAUCUUUAGAACCGAGCGGCGUCACUUUCCCCUGAGAUUGCGUCAAUUGCGAACAAUUUCUC